AUGGCGACGCCAAUAUCCGCUGAUGCUGCGAUGGCCGCGAGCUUUUCAGAACUCAAAGCUGCACUCAAGCGAGAAAACUACGCGCGUGCUAUCGAGAUUUGCAACAAGAUUCGUUCCAAGUCUCCAGAGGAUGUGGAUGCUAUUAAGGUUAAAUGCAUUGCAUUGAUUCAUCUAGAAAAGUUUGAUAAGGCAUUGGAAUUGGCCAUUAAGUACAGUUUCUUGAGUACGGAGAGAGUCUAUUGCCUAUAUCGUCUGAAACAAGAUGAGGAAGCUCUACAGCUGCUAGAAGAAGAAGAUUUGGAAACGCAGAGCACAGCGCAAUUGCAUUUACGGGCGCAAUUGCAUUUUCGCAAGGAAAACUACGAUCAAAGUAUUCGUAUCUAUGAAUUGCUGUUCGCUCGCACCCAGAAGAGCGACAAUUUGCUAGAGCUGCAGACAAAUUUACUGGCAGCAUAUGCAAGCGCGGGCAGAAGCCACGAACUGAAGGAUCGUGAUAUUUGUGUCGAUGAUGGUUUUGAAGUGGCUUUUAACAAGUCCUUUGUAGCCAUCCAGUCGGGCAAUUGGGAGGCAGCCGAAAAACUUUUACUGACUGCUGAACGCAUGUGUCGCGAUACGUUUGUUGCUGAGGGCGCUUCGGAAGUAGAGAUUGAAGAGGAAGUGGCUGUGAUCAAGACCCAGCUUGCAUUUGUGAAACAGAUGCGCGGUGAUGUCAACGGCGCUCUAUCGGAUUAUCGUAAUGUUCUGAAGCUCAAGCUGCGCAACCGUGCCGUGGGAGUUGUGGCUUUGAACAACCUUGUGACAAUCCGCAAGGACCGCGACGUUUUGGACUCGCUGAAGCGAUUGAAGAGUAUUGAUGCUACGGUGUUUUCGGAAAAGCUGACCCACGCGCAGCAGGAGGCUAUCCUCACAAACCGCACGCUCCUGCUCUGCCUCAUGAACAAGACGGAGGAAUCUCGUGAGAGUUUAGAGGUCUUGAAAAAGCACUUUCCUGCGUCAAAAUCAAUUGCCGAUAUUUUGUUGUUGCUCGCCAUAAAAGACCAGUCGCCUGCAGCGGCGAUUGAGCAGCUCCAGAAUGAUAUGAGUGUAGGAGGUCGUCUUGGCCUUGCGCAUGUGUACUUAACGAUGGGGAAGGUCCUGAAGGCUGCCGAUUGCAUUCGGUCAAUCGGGGAGCUGGCACACUCGCCAGGCACUGUAGCGACCCUUGUUGCAUUGUACGAGCAAGCCAAUGACUCGGCAUCAGCACAAGCUGUGCUGGAAAGUGCUCUUGCUCAUCACAAGGCAAGCGACUACAAGUCGGAGCAGGCCAUCACGAUUCGCGAGGGUGACUGUUGGUAUAAGGUUCAGAAGAAGCAGUACCACAAGGCCGCUGACGCGUACUUGGAGCUGCUGGAAGGCGAGACUGCUGGUGCAAUGGAUUGCGAUCUUCGUCUUCAUUCCAUGGCCUCGCUAGUCGUUGCCCUGUCAUUUUGUGAUGCCGCAGCUGCGGAAGCUCGGUGUGCUAUGCUUCCAGCUGUUGAGAUGAGCAGUGUUGAUCCAAGUGAAUUGGAGAAGCAGGCUCGGCGUUCGACACGACUGGCCGCCAAGUUUGCUGACACUGGAGACAAGAAGAGCGAACGGAAGCGCGCGGCCAAGAGCCCAGAGAGUAUUGCCCGCAAACGUGCUAAACGCAGGGAGGCCUAUCUGGCCCACCUUCGCGCUCGUCCAGACUACAAUGCGUCCAUUGGAUUGGUAAACCCGGACCCAGAGCGCUGGAUCCCACGCAAGCAGCGCUCGCAUGGCAAGCGCGGCCGUCGUGGCCGCAACCGCUUUGUUGGCGCGCAGGGAGCUGGCAUGGGCACGGAGAAGGACGCUGUCAAGCUCGAUGCAGCUGCACGUGCUGCACGCAAGGCUGAAUUCGAUAAGCCUGCUGUUGUCGUGGUGUCCAGUAACUCGGGCAUUCGUAAGUCCAAGAAGAAGAAACGCAGAUAG
Peronospora belbahrii is the source of this 1968-nucleotide messenger RNA. Lineage: Eukaryota; Oomycota; Peronosporomycetes; Peronosporales; Peronosporaceae. The record is from the annotation of a GenBank genome assembly.